AUGGACGAUCUUGACAAUUUGAUUUGGAGUUCCACUGGUGUAAAGCCUCCCCCCGUUCAACAGCAGCCGGCCUCUUUGAACUCCCUAAGAGCAACCACACCCUUAUCAACAGCCAUACCCUCGUUAUCGACAACCACAUCCUCGUUGUCCUCGACAACCUUACCCACCACCUCUUUCGGCAACAACACUAUAGCCCGUAGUCCUUCACCCAAUACAAUAAAUACAACCAACACAAAUUCUGCAUCGAGAACGAAGAACCAGAAUAAUCUUGGUUCACUUGGGAAUAUUCUAGGAAAUGUCCGAACUCCGCCUCAAAGAACGCAGACUCUAAACGAAUUAAAGACGCAAACUUCUCCCCAGCCAAAACCUGUGAACGCUGAUGAAUGGGAUCUAGACUUACUCCCAGGUCUUUCACCAAAUCCAACAACGAAUAUAUCACCAGCUCUCUCUGCUUCGCCGAGCGCCAAUCUCUUGCUUGAUUUAGAAUUCGAUGAUUUACCUAAACCAGUACAUACACCCAAUUCUCAACCUACUCGUCAACAAGUAGUAAAGCCGCAAGCAGUAGAUGACGAUUUUGAUCUCCUGCCUGGGCUUUCAUCGACUUCGACGACGCAUAAAACCGGAAAAACCCCACCGCCCAAACCCGCAAGAUCUACUGCAAGAGAAAAUAAAUCUCGUUCGGUAGAAAAGUCCUCAAAGGAACCAAACGAUCAUUUGAUUGCGCAGAUAGUAGAUAUGGGUUUCACUGUUACGGAAGCUCAGAAUGCAUUAGCUGCUACAGCUACCGGAGUAGAUGUAUCGUCAGCCGUGGAAAUUCUCGUGCAACAACGGGAGGCUGAAGCUGCUCUAGGGCGCGAAAACACCAAGGAAAGCUCAAAAUAUUCACAAAGGAAGGAAUUCUCAACAGACUAUGAUAGUGAGGAUGAUCCUGUGUUAGGACCACGGCCGGAUCGCCUCAAGAAUAGAAACUUGCACAUGACGAAAUCACGUUCACUUGGCAAAAAUAGCUCUGAUGGUGAGGGCAGUGACCUAUCUUCUUCUUCUUCCAUGUCAUCAUUUUCGAACGCUAAUUUUCAGCAACAGAAAGAGAAAUUACUAUCAACUGCAAGCGAAAUAGGAUUUAAUGCAUUCAGAAGGGCUAGUAAUUUUUAUAGGACAUCAAAGGAAAAAGUUAACAAAGCUAUAGGAGAAUUUCAACAGCAACAGCAACAAGAAGCGGACGAGGGUAACAGAAAACCGAAAUGGUUAAAAGACAAUGCAAUGCGUCGUGAUUCAGAUGGGCGGGAUGACGAGAACUAUUCAGCAUUCGGAAGCUUUCGAGACAGUGACGAUGAUGAUAGCAGCGAGGAUGAAACCCCGGGGUCACGAAGAUACAAGCCUGCUCGCGAAAAUUCAAAGUUCAAAGAUAGUAGUGACGACGAGAUACUGUCGGGGAGACGUGGAAAGCCUGUUAGGCAGCCGUCUGUACAAUCAAAACGUACACUUCAACCAAAACCCACAAAACCCACAAAACCCAGUUCGCUUUCCUCAGACAAAACUUAUGUAUCGCCGGCCCGACAUCGUACUCCUCAAACCACGUCUUCUACUCUAAAAGUGCCAUCACAGUCGUCUACACGCUCAAGAUCACCCUCUUCAGCCUUAUCGAAUAAACCCAAAUAUCCUCCACGGCCCGUUGUGCAUGCUACAUCAGAACAAUUAAAAACAUGUGAACGUCACAGGAACCAAGGAAACGAGCUUUUCAGACUGGGGCAAUUCGGGGCAGCCGAGCAAAGUUAUUCGAGAGCAAUCGAUUCACUACCAUCAAAUCAUUUACACGUAGUCAUAUCAUAUAACAAUAGAGCCGCAUCUCGGUUAAAGAACGGAGAUCAUCGCGGAUGUGUAGAGGACUGUAACCGUGUAAUGCAAUUAAUAGGAAAUGAUUAUGAUAAUCCGCCUCCGCCUGGAGUAGAUAUAAACCUCAAAGAGCAUUAUGCAAAAGCUUUGCUUCGUCGAGCGACCUCAUACGAAGCGAUGGAAAAGUACACUGAUGCUCGUGACGAUUAUGAGAAAUUACUCAAAUCUGAUAUGACCAACAGUAAGACAAUAAAUGAUGGCCUUCGACGUUGUCAGAAAGCUAUUAAAAUGUUCUCGGGCGAUAUAGACAAUGUUGGGAAACCCCCAUCGUCAUCCGGUAGCUCACUAUCACGUUCUCAAUUGCCCAAUUCUUCUCAAGCCGCUUUGACAGAUCUUUUUGCGCCUGUGAAUACUAGCAAUACUUUUGGUACGGAACUUAAUGCUUUUGGUUUCGUAGAGACUGGUAAUCCAUUCAGUACAAUGACCUCUUCGUCUAGUAACGUUGCAAUAGACGAUUCGAGUCCAGCUGUUCAAAAACUUCGACAUCAGAGACAACAAGAAGAACGCGAGGAUGCUGAGAAAUUCCGUGUAAUGGACAUUGUGGAUAGCAAGUUGGUGAUGUGGAAAGCUGGGAAAGAGGAUAAUUUAAGAGCAUUGCUUGGAAGUAUUGAUAUAGUAUUAUGGGAGGGGUUGGAAUGGAAGAAGAUUGGCUUGCAAGAAUUGGUUACGCCUGCACAGGUUAAAGUCAGGUAUAUGAAGGCUAUUGCUAAAGUUCAUCCAGACAAGCUGAGUUCAUCGACGACUGUUGAGCAGAGACUCAUUGCGAAUGGCGUGUUUGCUACAUUGAAUGAAGCAUGGGACACUUUCAAAGAACAAAACAAUCUUUGA
Paraglomus occultum is the source of this 2721-nucleotide messenger RNA. NCBI's taxonomy places the organism in Eukaryota, Fungi, Glomeromycota, Glomeromycetes, Paraglomerales, Paraglomeraceae. The record is from the annotation of a GenBank genome assembly.